UUGCCUUGCUUGCUGAUAUGCACUGCAUUUUAAUAUGGGUUUGUUUGAAUCGGCAACCAUGAUUCGAAUUCCUGUUUUUGUUUCAAAUCGCCGUCGAAAUGGCCGGAGGCAAAGCUGGAAAGGAUUCGGGAAAAGCUAAGGCAAAAGCCAUAUCACGCUCCCACCGGGCCGGACUCCAGUUUCCUGUCGGCCGUAUCCAUCGGCACUUGAAAACAAGGACGACGAGCCAUGGCCGUGUUGGCGCUACAGCAGCGGUCUAUUCAGCCGCAAUCUUGGAAUAUCUGACGGCUGAGGUGUUGGAGUUAGCUGGAAACGCGAGCAAAGAUCUGAAAGUGAAACGCAUCACUCCUCGACAUUUACAGCUCGCCAUUCGCGGGGACGAAGAGUUGGAUACCCUCAUCAAGGCAACCAUCGCUGGUGGUGGUGUGAUUCCGCAUAUCCACAAGUCCUUGAUUGGUAAAAAGGUCCCUCCACCAAAACCGCUUAACAUGUAAUAUCUAUGUUCAGAAGGACAACUCGCAUUUCUGUCAGGUCUACAUGAGCAUUAACCUAUUUUUUGUGUAAAAUUUUGUCGAUCUUAUCACGCUGUCAACUUACACACUGCGUGUGUAUGUACUGUAAACUGAGUUCUCUUGCUGUAGAACCAGCGGUUUUUAUCUGUAUUCUGGUGUAUUUAUCUAUCGAUUUAAACAGUAUUCACGGGAUGGAAUAAAGUAUGUGCUAGGUGCAUGCCACGAUGUACUUUUCCAAAUUCCGGCAUCAUUCCUUCAGUGUCCUUUGCUCAUCACUAUAUACAUCCAUAAACUCGAGCCCUCAUCUUUUUGUUUAUCAGCAUUUUCAUAAGGACUUAUUUCCAAGUGUGAUUUGAGUUGAAAUCUUAUACAUGUAUCCCUUACUCAAGUGAUACAAUCUGGUUGUAUGAAACACUUAAUUCAUUAUCCCAG
Molecule: messenger RNA, 944 nt
Organism: Dicrocoelium dendriticum
Lineage: Eukaryota; Metazoa; Platyhelminthes; Trematoda; Plagiorchiida; Dicrocoeliidae
Source: the annotation of a GenBank genome assembly